AUGUCUCCUGAUGCUUUUCGGAGAGAUGUCGCAAACUAUGGUGAUUGUGUCAUAAUCGAUUUAGGGAAAUACAAGAAUUUGACCGUAAUACUUAAAAGAGGUGAUGUUUCCCAGACGCGUUUCGGAGCCAUGAAGCAUGAUGAUUGUGUUGGGAGAAAGUUUGGAUCUAAGAUACAAACAUCUCGUGGCUUUGUACAUAUACUACCUCUAAGUCCAGUAUUGUGGUCCGAAACACUACUCCAUCGAACACAAAUAAUAUAUCCGUGUGAUGCAAGUCUAAUUAUUGGUGGAUUAGACUUAAGUCCUGGCAAGUGGGUGUUUGAAGCUGGCACAGGAAGUGGAUCAUUAACGCAUUUUCUAGCUCAAGCUACUUUGCCUCACGGUCGUGUCUAUACUUUCGAUUUUCACACUGAACGUGUCGACCUGGCAAAUAAAGAAUUUAAUUCGCAUUCCUUGGGGGAUGUCGUAAAAGUCUCCUUCCGUGAUGUCUGUAGUGAAUAUUUUCCGAAUUUUGGCAGUGAAAUGAAUCCGAAUGGUGUAGAUGCCGUUAUUCUGGACUUGCCUAGACCCUGGUUAGUUAUUCCUCACCUCACAUCUACAUUUCGUCCUGAAUCAGGGGGUCGUGUAUGUUUGUUCUCGCCUUGCAUUGAACAGGUCCAGCGUUCUUGUGCAGCUUUGCUUGAAACAGGUUUUGUACACUUAACCACUAUGGAGUGCUUAGAAAGAGAAUACGAUGUUUCACGAACAACACUCAAUAUUCCAAAUAUGGGUCAGUUAGGCGCCUCUGUUUGCCUUAAGGAUGGUUUCAAGGAAUACGUGAACUCGUAUUCCAAGGGCGCUGUACAUCUCCUUCCGCCUCCGAAAAUCUUCGAGGGGAUAAAUGAUAACUGUAAACGCAGUCAUUCAGACGCAGAUCGAAAUGGAUCGAGUAGUCAAACAAAUGCUUCUAAUAAACUACACGAAAACGUGCAAAUUACAACUAAUACGAAGAAUCAGUUUACGUGGGAGCCUAUUUUGCAACCCAAAACGGCUGGUCAUACAGGCUAUUUGACUUUUGCAACAUGGAUGCCUAAUAUUCAACAAAAUGUUGCAACCGUACAGUGUACACAAUCUACUAGAUCUCCGGACUAA
Trichobilharzia regenti is the source of this 1131-nucleotide messenger RNA. NCBI's taxonomy places the organism in Eukaryota, Metazoa, Platyhelminthes, Trematoda, Strigeidida, Schistosomatidae. The record is from the annotation of a GenBank genome assembly.